CGUUCCGAGCCCAGCGCGACCCAAACGACGCGAGCUGUGCCGUGCUGAACGAAGCUCGCCCGGGCUUCGGCGUCGCCGUGCCCCCAGCCGCCGAGCAUGUCCCUCCGCGGGUAGCCACGCCUCUGGGCCGCUAAGUCUCUCCGCGCCCCCCACCCCGGGCACUGGGCGCUCCGCGCGCGGGUGGAUGCUUGGGAGUGGAGGAUAAAGUACAAGUGUCUGGGACCGGUGAAAUGGAGGCCUGAUGUAGUUGGAAACAUGGGGACGUCCAGAGGGCAGCUGAAAUUUUUAUCCUGCACCUGGAUCUCAAAUGAAGAAGAAGCUCUGAACUCUAUUAUGAAGGACUUGGCAGCGUUGGGCAAAUGUGGGGGACUGCUGGACAACAACAGGAAUAAAAACAGUGUUCACUCCAGCAAACAGCAGCGAAAUGUCAGGAUCAAGUUUGAACAUCAAGAAGAAAAAAGGAUCAUCCCGUUUCCAAGACCAGUCAAAUUCAAAGAAGUGGUGCAGAAGGUCACGGAUGCUUUUGGACAGACGAUGGAUUUAGGCUAUGUGAACAAUGAGCUCCUGAUCCCGCUGAAAUCCCAGGAAGAUUUGGACAAAGCAGUGGAACAGUUGGAGCUGAGCCCUUCCCUGAAGAGCCUGCGGAUCAUUGUGAGCGUUCCAAAGAAAGCGAAUCUCCUCCAGCCGAAUAACAGCAAACAGCAUGAAAUGAGGAUCUCCAGAUCCAUGGGUGAUAUCAUGGGAUCCCUGUACAAAGACUCCGAGAGGACACGGAAGUAUUCAACAGGCUCUCUGCACACCGGCCGAAGCUCUCCACCCCCGGGCAGCGUUCCUGAGGAGCAGCAGCAGAUUGCUCGCCAAGGAUCCUACACCAGCAUCAACAGUGAGGGGGAGUUCAUCCCUGAGACCAUGGAUCAGAAUAUGCUCGAAGCUUUCAUCAGCCCCGAUGGGUCACUAUCUGGGAGCUGCCAGUCACUGGACAGAUCUGUGGACAGCCCUCCCUUUACCCAAACCCCGGUUCCUGGAAGGAAAAGCCAUCCCAAAGACAGUCUUGAUUGCAUGGAUUUUGACAUCCCUUUCUGCGAAAGGUUUGGCAAAGGUGGGACCUUCCCGAGGCAGUACCACCUCUCCCAAAGCCGCAAGGACUACAGUGAUGGACGAAGGACUUUCCCCAGGAGUUACUUUCCCCAGGAGAACCUGUUCCAGCUUGUCCCUUCGAGCCGAACCAAGAGCUUUACUGGAGACAAGCUCAGCACCUUGCAAUACGACGAGUACAGGCCCAAAUGGUGGAACAACUGUGAAAAAGGCCUGCAAGUCUUCAGCACCUCCCCUACAAAAGCCAGGGAUUCCCUGCAGGCACCUGUGAACUGGAGGCUGGGGAAGCUGCUGGGAAGAGGAGCUUUUGGGGAGGUUUAUCUCUGCUAUGACGCUGACACUGGCCGGGAGCUGUCAGUGAAACAGGUGCCUUUCGACCCUGACAGCCAAGAGACAAGUAAAGAGGUGAAUGCCUUAGAAUGUGAGAUUCAGCUGUUGAAGACUCUCCGUCACGACAGGAUAGUGCAGUACUAUGGGUGCUUGCGAGAUCCUGAGGAGAAGAAACUGUCUAUCUUUGUUGAAUACAUGCCAGGAGGCUCAAUAAAGGACCAGCUAAAGGCUUACGGUGCUCUGACUGAGAAUGUCACACGCAAGUACACCAGGCAGAUCCUGCAGGGAGUCUUCUACUUGCACAGCAAUAUGAUUGUCCACAGGGACAUUAAAGGUGCCAAUAUUUUGAGAGAUUCUGCUGGAAAUGUGAAACUUGGAGAUUUUGGGGCCAGCAAACGCAUCCAGACCAUCUGUAUGUCUGGGACUGGGAUUAAAUCUGUCACAGGAACACCAUACUGGAUGAGCCCAGAGGUUAUUAGUGGAGAGGGCUACGGAAGGAAAGCUGAUGUGUGGAGCGUGGCCUGCACCGUGGUGGAGAUGUUAACGGAGAAGCCGCCGUGGGCGGAGUUCGAAGCCAUGGCGGCUAUCUUUAAGAUCGCCACGCAGCCCACCAACCCCCAGCUCCCGGACGGCGUGUCCGCCUCCUGCCGCAACUUCCUCAAGCAGAUCUUCGUGGAGGAGAAGCGGAGGCCGACGGCCGAGGACCUGCUGAGACACCCGUUCGUCAGCUGCGGGCUGUGAGCGGCGGCGCGGGGCUGCCGAAGCGCCGGCCGGAGAGGGCGGCCGCCGGAGCCGCGGCUCAGAGCUCCCGCGGGGCCGUUCCCCUCGCCCGGCGCCGGGCCCGCACCCGCCGGCGGCCCGCGGACAGUCUGCGCCGGGGGGUGGGAGUGAGGGCUGUCACGGCCCGUGCGGGUGCUGGCCAUGGACCGAGCGACCUCCUCGCUGCCGGCCGCGUUGGGGACCGUCCUGGGGGCCGUCCCCCCUCAGCACCGCAGCAACGCUUGCAGCAGCCCCGGCUCCGGCGCUCGGCGGCCAUCGCCACCUUCUGCAGCGGAACAGACGAGCUUCAGCCGCGCCAGAGGAGAUGAUCCUCGGACCUGGGGGUCGAGGGGACGCGGGUGUCCCUCCCGGGGGCCGCGGGGCCGGGCAGCGUUUCCCACCGCGCUGUGCCUUAAGCGGUUACAAUCACGGGGUGACCGCGGCCCGGCACGAGGUCGGUGCUGAGGCAGCGGCCGCGGCGGCUUCUCCUGUGUAGCGAGUGUGUGGGUGCGUGUGUGUGCGAGUCUGGAAGAAGGAAGGGGGUCUUCUCGGGGUGCAGGAGGUCUCGGCGGGAUACCCCUAUGGACGGAUGCCCGGGACCUCUGCCAUGGGCUGGUCAGAGGGGUGUGUACAUGCGGUGAUGCCUGCGGUGGGCAGGGCUGAGCAUCAGCUAGUGGGUGCUGGGAGUUCAGGUAGGAGCCGGGGGCGGAUCUCGGUGAGAGUGACUUUGCUCAUAGCUGUAACCCUGCUAUCGCGGGUCCAUCUGCCACGCUGGGGUUGGAGAAAUACCAGCUCGUUUCAUAAGCAGAAUUGCACGAGGAGCUCAGUGAGUCUCCAUAAAACUCAAGUGGGCACCUAAAAUAGGGCAGAGAGGACUGGCACCUGCAGAUCUGGACUGCUGAGGGCUGGGUGCCUUCUUCCAUGCCCUGGGUGCAGGGAAGGGGGUUGUCCCCUCCAUUAUGGUGCCUGAGGGAGCAGCUGUAGCACCAUGGAGCCUCAGGCUGCACAGCAGAGCUGUGUUGGCUGAACACAGUUCCAAGCAGAUUUCUUCCUGCAGCCUAUUUGAGGUUUUGGGAGAAAACAGCCCAGUUAAAAGCAAAGUUGGGCUACAGCCUCUUUGAUCAGCACUACCCUGCUGGAAAGCUUCAGCAGGGAGCAUGCACAGAGUCCCUGGAAGCUAAUGAAUUAAUCAGGUCUUGGUUGUUUUGGACAAAUUAAUUGCACCAUCCCCCCUCUCUGCUGCAUUAGCUAUUUCUGCCUGGCUCAGCAAAGGGUUAAAUAAGCAGUUACAGUGAGGUUGCCAUCUUCAGGCCAGUGUGUCAAAGUGAUUUCUAUUAAUACUACUUUUUAUUGAAAAUGAAAAGCAUUGUUUGGAUUGAAGAGAAAAUCGAGAACGGGAUUUUCAUGUGACUUCACAUGUCCUUGAAUGGAAGAAAGAUUUUGCACUGCUGCUGUGGCAGUGGGAGUGUUGCCUUGUCCACAGCUCUGAAAAGAGAAGCAAAACUUAGAGUUGUUUCAAUUUAAAAAAUAUAAAACACUGAUAGAGUCAGGGAAAGUGAAAAGAAAUAGCUGUGGUGAAGCAGGGCAGCAGCAGGAGUUGGUGCCAGUCGCCCACAGUGGUGUGAUGGGCAGCUUUCCUCCCAGAGGGGGCUUAGAGCCACAGCUCCUUUCUCGGAGGGGAAAUGAAGUGUUUAAUUCUGUCAA
Molecule: messenger RNA, 3888 nt
Organism: Colius striatus (speckled mousebird)
Lineage: Eukaryota; Metazoa; Chordata; Aves; Coliiformes; Coliidae
Product: mitogen-activated protein kinase kinase kinase 3
Exons: 18
Coding region: 256-2166 (636 amino acids)
Biological process (GO): protein phosphorylation
Molecular function (GO): ATP binding; protein kinase activity; protein binding
Source: RefSeq, a predicted model, not a curated record